GUUUUAUAUGUAUGAAGAUUAACAAUAAACAGAGACUUUCAAUCUUUAACGAAUUGUUUAUAUUUUAAUUCCUUAAAUUAGAAUACCCAAUUUAAAACAAACUACCAACCCGCCCACUCACUCAGUCACUCACACAAACACCAACGUGUAUACGCACACACACACACAUACAUACAUACACAUACAUCGAUAUGACAUUGUGCAUUUCAAUGAGAAUAGUUUCUUCAAUGUAAAUGAUUUAUACAAUGCCAACCAUUCAUAUACAAUUGAGAUGGCUUGAAAUUUAUCUCUAUUACAAAAGAAUGCUGAGUCUAUAAUAUUAAUUAUCUUUAUACACAGAUAACACAACAAUAUUAAUGAUAAAAUUAUUUGAAAAAAGUUGGUUAGCUCAUUCAAACAAAAAUGGUAUUACUAUUUAUUCACUGGACACAACUCGAUCAAGUUUACAAAUUAUAUUCUUGAUAUUCAAGAAGUGUAAAAAUGCCUUAUGUAUACACAUAAUUAAGUGUUGAAGAAUUUGGAUUUAAACACUGAAUUGACUUCAUUCAAAAAUUAUUUCAUGAAAGAAUCUUGAAAAGAUAGAAAAACAAACAUUAAUUGAUAUUUUGUUAGGUUUCUAGAAACAAUCACAUCAUUUCUUUUGGUAUCAUAUUGAAGUUGAUACUUGACAAUAGUUUGAUAAUUCAUAGAAUUUUUCAUUGAUUCUAUCUGUAUGUGCAUUUCUAUUUGUGUCGGUUUUUUCGAACGGGAACUAAUCUUACUCACUACUUUCAACUUCUCUCAUUGUGUUUUAUUUGAGGACAUCAAAAGGAAUAAUAUAUAAAGACAGUAAAAACAUGCGUUGGUUUCAUCGGCACAGUAAAAAAAAAUAUGAUCAAUAUGAGACCUAUGGGAUUCGUGCACCAAAAAAGUCAAUUCUUCGAUCAAGUUCUCGUGUUAAUUCCAAUCUGAAUUCGUUAGAAGAUAAAACUAUUGAUUCAGAUACUGCAACUAGUGUGUCUCUGGUUAAUUUACGAUCUUCACCUUCGGAAGUCAGGCGUAGAUUCCAUCCAACAAGUCGAUCAUCACAUUUAAAUGGUAGUGACCAAUCAGAUAGUGAAAAUGAUAAUCAUUUAGGUCGUGGUCAUAGAAGCGUUUUGUUUCUUGACCAAGUUGCAGCGCCGGAUCGAUAUCGCACAUCAAGAGUCUCAGAUUUUGAUUCUGAACCAAGUAAUUAUUCCACAGUUAGCCGUAGGUCGCCAUCAUUUCCUCGAACUAUCAGUCCAUCAUCAUCAUCAUCAUUAGCCUCCUAUCCAGCUAAUUAUGAACCAUCACCGUUAAUACGUAAAAAGAAUUUUGAUGAUCCAGGUAUUGAGCUAGUCAGUUGUAGUCCGCUUUCGUGUUCAUCAAUGAAUAAUCGCCAAGAACACCACCAUCAUAAUUUUAAAAUGCAUAAAAUUAAACCUGCCAUAAAACGUCUAUCCUAUUUGAACGCAUUUGGUAGAAAACAUAGAGAUUUGAAAAGAGGCAGUCUUACACUGAUAUUAGAUCAGGAAUUGGAUGGCGUUGAUGAUGGUAGCAAUAACGAUGAUGAUGAUGACAGUAAUAAUGAUGAACACCGAGAAAUCCAUGAACAAUACAAUGAACAAUAUGUCUAUGAAGAAUUACCACGUCUAGAUACUCUGAAACUGUCAUCAAAUGAUUCAUAUUCAAGUGAUGUACAUGAUAUAUUGACUGUACCAAAUUAUGAAGAUGAUUGCUUCUAUAAAAAUAUUCAGAAAAAUGAAUUAAAUCAUUCAAGAAAUAUUCUAAAUGAACGAAAAGGAACAAUUAUCAAGAUUGAUCGUCAUAAAUCUGACGUUCAUCAGUCUGGAUUCAUGUAUCAUCCUAAUCAAUUAAAAGUUAAUUCAAAAUACAAUUCUAAUGGUAUUGAUUUCAACAAGAAAAACUCAGCACAAUAUCGUUCAUCCAAUUCAGAACGCACUCCAACUGGCAGUACAGAAACCUUAGUUGAUUCAUCAAGAAAAUCCUCAUCAGAAAUAUCCGUCAUCCAUAUAGAUGAACAAAGUAAACUAUCAUACACAGGUUAUUCAAGAACUGUACAAAGUUCUAACUCUUACCACAAUCGGGUGGUUGAUGCUAAUAAAGAUGGUUGGAAAACAGUGUCAGUUGACCAGUCACAAAAACACACUGGUAAUAAUAAUAAUAACGAGCGAACAGCAAAUCCACAAAGUCCUCGAAUCAUUUAUGUAUCUAAACGGAAUGAGAAUAAUAGUAAAUUAUCUACUAACCCGAAUAAGAUUUCUAUUUCUGGAUUAUCUAAUUCAAGUACAUUGGGAGCAUAUUCAUCACACAGUUAUGAAUCGGAUCAAACUCAAAUGAAUCAAUUUAAACAUUCUAAUCAUAUUGUUUCUCCAGUUCGUAAAACAAAUAUGGUUACUAUUCACUACAGUGAUAACGAUGACUGAAAAUAUAAUCUUCGAAUUGUAUUCCUACUACUAUUAAUUCUUUGUUGAAUACUUACGGAAUUACUGUUUAUUCUUUUAGAGUUAAUCUAGAUUAUCCUUCAUUAUAAUAAUCUACUGCUUAUCCUAUCAGAAUUUCUUAUUAUCUUAAGUACUCAGACUAUGAUAGUUUACAGAUAAGAAACAUUAUUUUGCAAACAAACAAAAAAUGUAUAAAUUCUUUAUUCCUAUUCAAUGAUUGGGUGAAUAUAUAUAUAUUUAAACUGUUUGCUGAUUGGUCAAUUUGACAUUGCUAAGCAUUAACCAAUCACUAUCAACUAGUCUUUUAGUUCUUUGAGAACCAAUCGAAAUUUAGCAUCCAACGAAAAGUUAAAUGGAUGGAAAAGAUCUAUAGAAUAACAACAUUGUUAUUGUUAUGUUCUAUUCACUAGUUUUUCUAGUGCCUUGUAUUGAAUAAGUAACUAAUUAACUCUAAGCUGAUUAAUCACCACCAAUAAAGAAGACAUUGUUUUAAUACAUUUCUAAAGUGAGAAUGACUAUUUUAUAACAGUAUAUAUAUAUAAAUAUGCCGUGGCGAAUAUUGAUUAAUACACUUCUGUUAAGAAGUAAGUUGAUGUAUGUAAACGUCAUUAUUUAAAAUAACUGCAACUUAUAAUAUAAUAGAUAUUUUAAUAACAAUUAGUUGAAUGGAUCACAUUGUUAAGCGACACUAAUAGGUCAACAAGUUACAAAUGCAAUCAUAUGUUGAUUUUGAUUUUCGUUAACUGAUCACCCCUCCACCCAUUCAGUUACACUUUAGAUUAAGUUACUUAUAAGUGUAUUAUUUUCAGUAAAAUUUACCUCUCCCUUUCAUCUAUUUCAUCGGAUAUAUUUAUUUGAAAUGAAUAAAAUAUACUGACGACUGAAUAGUCAGUUUAUUCUGAUUUUUGAUUUUUUUUAAUAAAAUUAAAAUCGUUC
Molecule: messenger RNA, 3401 nt
Organism: Schistosoma bovis
Lineage: Eukaryota; Metazoa; Platyhelminthes; Trematoda; Strigeidida; Schistosomatidae
Source: the annotation of a GenBank genome assembly